ACGCACGCCCAACCCCCUCUGCGUCCUUCGCUCAUUGUUCAGCUUGUGCUAGCUAAUGUGCUAGUCAGAGGAUAGCCAAUAUUACGAAGAGGUUUAAACUUUCCAUGCAUGCAUUAAAGACAGUUUGAGUUUAAAACAAAUAUUUGAGAGCUCGUCAAAGCAACCAUGAGCAAGAGGAAAGCGCCGCAGGAAUCCCUAAAUGAGGGAAUAACAGACUUUCUUGUCGAGUUGGCCAAUUACGAGAAAAACGUCAACAGGGCAAUACACAAGUACAAUGCUUACAGGAAAGCAGCAUCUACCAUUGCCAAGUACCCUAACAAAAUCAAAAGUGGCGAAGAGGCCAAGAAACUGGAUGGUGUCGGAGCUAAAAUAGCAGAAAAGAUUGAUGAGUUCCUACAGACAGGCAAACUGCGGAAACUGGAAAAGAUCCGUAAUGAUGACACCAGCUCUUCAAUCAAUUUCCUCACCAGAGUUACUGGGAUUGGCCCUGCUGCGGCCAGGAAGUUUUUUGAAGAAGGGGUGAAGACAUUAGAAGAUUUGAAAAAGAUUGAGCACAAGCUAAAUCAUCAUCAACAGAUUGGACUCAAGUAUUUUGAGGAAUUCGAGAAAAGGAUUCCACGUGCUGAAAUGGAAAAGAUGGAGACUCUUAUUCUGGGAGAGUUAGAGCAGAUCGACCCAGAAUACAUCGGAACAAUCUGUGGCAGCUACAGGAGAGGUGCACCAUCGAGUGGUGAUAUUGAUAUUUUGCUAACCCACCCAGACUAUACCUCUCUGACUCCGAAGCAGCCCAAGCUCCUCCAUGCUGUCGUUGACCAUUUGGAGUCCAUGGGGUUUGUGACCGACACCCUGUCCAAAGGAGACACCAAGUUCAUGGGAGUCUGCCAGCUGCAGCAGAGUGAUGAAGAUGAGGAAGAAUACCUUCACAGGCGUAUUGAUAUUAGGUUAAUUCCUAAAGACCAGUACUACUGUGGAGUUCUGUAUUUCACUGGAAGUGAUAUCUUCAAUAAAAACAUGAGAACACACGCUCUGGAAAAGGGCUUCACUCUUAAUGAGUACACCAUACGACCACUUGGAGUCACUGGUGUGGCAGGAGAGCCUCUGUUGGUGGAUAGUGAGAGAGACAUCUUUGAAUACAUCCACUACAAAUACAGAGAGCCAAAGGACCGCAGCGAGUGAAGCAAAGGACAGCUCACAGUUACAUCUGUUACAGCACUCCUGCAAACGAAAACAGAAACAUGUUUACAAACGUGUGUACAAUUCAUCUGUGUUAUCAAAAAGAAAACAACUGUGAAGUCAUUUGAUUGUUUGUUUUGAACUUUUAUAUCUAUCUUAAAUUGAAACCAUCAACAUUUUAAUCUAAAACAAGAAAGUUUACGUGGUUUUUAACUCGGUUUAAGUAUCCAUGGUGUAUCUAUGUGACAACCUUUGGGCUCCAUUGUAACCAUUUUUUAAAAUCAUGCUCUCAACAGUAAUUUAUUUUUGACAAUACUUGUAUAUUUAAGUUUUAAUAUGCCAAAAAUUGAUUAUACCAUAACCUCAGAAGAAA
This is a messenger RNA of Epinephelus fuscoguttatus (brown-marbled grouper), 1546 nucleotides long. RefSeq names its product polymerase (DNA directed), beta (gene polb). Lineage: Eukaryota; Metazoa; Chordata; Actinopteri; Perciformes; Serranidae. The coding region runs from base 166 to 1176 and encodes 336 amino acids. Gene Ontology annotation, molecular function: DNA binding; DNA-directed DNA polymerase activity. Gene Ontology annotation, biological process: double-strand break repair via nonhomologous end joining. The transcript is spliced from 14 exons. Gene Ontology annotation, cellular component: nucleus. The record is from RefSeq and is a predicted model, not a curated record.